Messenger RNA from Recurvomyces mirabilis, 1263 nucleotides. RefSeq lists its product as uncharacterized. The coding region runs from base 1 to 1263 and encodes 420 amino acids. NCBI's taxonomy places the organism in Eukaryota, Fungi, Ascomycota, Dothideomycetes, Mycosphaerellales, Teratosphaeriaceae. The transcript has a single exon. The record is from RefSeq and is a predicted model, not a curated record. Gene Ontology annotation, molecular function: FAD binding.
AUGAAGAUUGCCAUCAUUGGUGCCGGACCAGCAGGCUGUAUGCUUGCACGCCUCCUGCACCAGAGGAACCCAAGCAUCACGACAACCAUCUUCGAGAGUGAAUCAUCCAUCAACUUCCGCUCACAAGGCGGGACUCUGGACCUUCAUAUCAAGACUGGCCAGCUCGCGAUGCGCCAAGCGGGCCUCUGGGAUGAGUUCCAGAAGCAUGUCCGUUAUGACGGCGAAGCCAUGAAAAUCGCUGACAAGAAUCUCCUCUGCUACAUCAAGGUGGGCGCCGGAAAGCCGAACAGCGCCGCGAGUUCAGGACGACCUGAGAUCGACCGACCCGUCCUACGAGAAAUGCUAUAUCGAAGUCUGCCAGAGGGAGCGGUCAAGUGGAAGAAGAAGCUGGGCGAAGUAAAACGCGAAGGCGCAGACCUUACCCUAUGCUUCGCAGACGGUACAGUGGAACGUGGCUUCGACCUCAUCGUUGGUGCCGACGGAGCAUGGUCCAAGGUUCGCAAUCUGAUCAGCGAUGCCAAACCGUUCUAUUCUGGCAUAGCCGGCCAUGCCAUGCACAUCAACGACGCCGCAACACGAACACCAACACUCUACGAAGCCGUGAAUCGAGGAUCGCUAUUCAGCUUCUCGGACGGGAAAGGCAUAUUCGCACAAUAUAUGGGAGACGGCAGUCUCUCCAUUGCCACUUGGUCUGUUCGUGAUCAAGACUGGCAAAAUGCGUACGAUGUCCACGACACUGCGUCAACGAAGGCCGUUUACAAGGAGGAGUACGCGGACUGGCAUCCUACCCUCCAACGUUUCCUGCAAGAGGCUGACGAUGAAGUGGCGCCUCGCAAUCUGUUCAUGCUGCCUAUCGGACACAGCUGGCGGCACGUCCCAGGCGUAACACUCAUAGGCGACGCCGCACACCUUAUGACACCCUUUGCAGGCGAAGGCGUGAAUCUAGCUUUCGCCGACAGUCUGCAGCUCGCCGAUGCUAUAGUCGCCGCCGCCACAUCAGCAAUAGCAGUCGCAGAUCAGAAAGGAGAGCUCGAUAUUCAGGUCACCAAAUUCGAGCAAGAAAUGUUCAAGCGCUCGACAGAGACACAGCGGAUGACUUGGGAGAUGCUCAAAGCUAUGUUCUUGACUCCUGGUGCUCCACGACUUGGUAUUGAGAGGUAUAUCAUUCAGGCUACAAAAGGAGAGAUGGGGUGGUGGGUUGCGACUUUCAUAUUGACGCCGGUGGUCUAUGCUUGGUUUUUUGUUUUCAAGCUGCUUUAUUAA